AUGAAACACGCAGUUGCCGUCUCUUUGCUCGCCGCCAUGGCAGUGCAGGGUCUUGUUAUCCCUCACUUUGAUAACAUCCCUCAGCAGUUCUCCCUUGUCAAACAGGCAAAGGAAGCCGCAAAGACCGAGUCGCCAGUUGUCAACCUGUUGGACGAGACCAACGCCAGUCCGCUGAUCACCACGCCAGUUGCAGUGGAGAACAUCAUUCCAAACUCCUACAUUGUCGUGUUCAAGUCCGGUGUCUCCUCAGACUCUAUUGACUUUCACAUGAGCUGGCUGCAAGAUGUGCACUCCCAGACCGUCAACGAGCUGGGACUGAGCCCAGAGGAGGCCUCUGCCCAGGGCUUCAAGUCUGACAUCCUCGAUUUGACUCACGUCUUCAAGAUUAGCGACUUCUUCUCGGGCUAUACCGGUGUUUUCCCAGAAGCUGUCGUUAACCUUAUCAGAAGACACCCAGACGUUGCAUUUGUCGAGAUGGACUCUAUGGUGUACGCCAACGAGGCUGAGACUCAGACAGGUGCUCCUUGGGGAUUGUCUAGAAUCUCCCACAGAGAAGCCCUCAGCCUUGGAAACUUCAAUCAAUACCUAUACGAUGACGUCGCUGGUGACGGCGUCACAGCAUACGUCAUUGAUACAGGUAUCAAUGUCAACCACAAGGACUUCGGCGGCAGAGCCAAGUGGGGAAAGACUAUCCCAACCGGUGACGAUGACAUCGACGGUAACGGUCACGGUACCCACUGUGCUGGUACCAUCGGCUCUGAGCACUACGGUGUUUCGAAGAACGCCAACCUUGUUGCCGUGAAGGUUUUGAGAUCCAACGGUUCUGGUUCGAUGUCUGACGUCGUCAAGGGCGUUGAGUUUGCUGCCAACGCUCACAUUGCUGAGGCUAAGCAGAAAAAGCCAGGCUUCAAGGGAUCCACUGCCAACAUGUCUCUUGGCGGUGGCAAGUCUCCUGCCUUGGACAUGGCAGUCAACGCUGCAGUCAAGGCCGGCUUGCACUUUGCCGUUGCCGCAGGUAACGACAACGCCGACGCUUGCAACUACUCACCAGCCGCCGCGGAGAAUGCUGUCACCGUGGGUGCCUCGACCUUGUCCGACUCGAGAGCCUACUUCUCGAACUACGGCAAGUGUGUGGACAUCUUUGCUCCUGGUCUCAAUAUCUUGUCUACCUAUAUUGGCUCCGAUACCGCAACUGCUACUCUCUCUGGUACUUCCAUGGCUUCUCCACACGUUUGUGGUUUGCUUGCUUACUACCUUGGUCUGCAACCAGAGAGCGACUCUCAGUUCGCCUCGUCAUCUGUUUCUCCAGCUCAGCUGAAGAAGAACAUCAUCAAGUUUGGUACCAAGAAUGCUCUUUCUGACAUUCCAGACGACGGCACUCCAAACGUCCUGAUUUACAACGGUGCAGGUAAGAACUUGACUGAGUUCUGGGACGCAGAUUACGAGUACGAGUCCGAGAGUUCUCUGAAGGUGGACCUGAACCGGGCUCUAGACAUUGCUUCUUCCGUGGAGAUCGACUUUGACGGCCUGAAGGAGAAGUUUGACGAGAUCCUCAACGAGGUUCAAAGUGAAGUGAAGUCUCUGUUGAACUAG
This is a messenger RNA of Ogataea parapolymorpha DL-1, 1593 nucleotides long. Its product is annotated as Cerevisin. The record is from RefSeq and is a predicted model, not a curated record. Bases 1 to 1593 code for a protein of 530 amino acids. NCBI's taxonomy places the organism in Eukaryota, Fungi, Ascomycota, Pichiomycetes, Pichiales, Pichiaceae. The transcript has a single exon. Gene Ontology annotation, molecular function: serine-type endopeptidase activity. Gene Ontology annotation, biological process: proteolysis.